AUGGCUACCUUGAAACGCAAAGCUCCCGAGUUUGUUGAUGCGCCCGAUGCUACGCCCACGGGAAGACCGGUCAAGAAGCUGCGUCUCACCCAGAGCCAAAAGCAGGCACUAAUUGACAACCUCCAGCUCGAAAUCACUGAGCGCGCCCGCAAGCUUCGUGCACAAUAUGCUCUUCAAGCAAAUGAUCUUCGUUCUCGCCUUGAACGACGCGUCAACCGUAUUCCCGUCUCUCUCCGCAAGGCCAACAUGGGCGAGCUUCUCGAGAAGUACACAGCCCCGGCUCAAGCGACCUCGCCCAUUCGUAGAAUCUCCCCAUCAAAGGUCUCGCGCGCACCUAUGUCCAUUGACCAAGCACUUUCACCCUCCAGCACGCGCGAUGGCCGGACUCGACGCAACAGUAACGAGGGCCACUACUCUGACAAAGAGAAUGCACCGGCUGCUGGCACCCCCGAAGGACUGAAGAACCCCAAGCGCCGCGGGAAGGCUCCCGCUGCGGGCGGUGCAUCACGCGUCGUAUCGCAAGAAGUGCGAGGUCACGACCACCGAAUCCUGUCCCCCAAGUCCCUCAACUCUCGAACCUACCCACAAUCACCAUUCCGCGCCUCCCCCGAAAAGGGACAGCCGUCAUACCUGUCCCGACCUACCUCACCACUAAAGCCCUCCAGCCCUCUGCGGGCUGCUGGACCUGCCACUCGUCCGCGCGGUGCUACUACGUCCAACGUCAGAGAUAACCAAGCCUCCACGCAAGCCAAGAAGACAACGGCACGCUCGGCCACUGGACCCAGAUCCGUCAGGUCUCCCCUCCCGCGGCCGGCGACUCGUCAAGGCGAGCGUAAGAACAGUUUCUCGUCCACCACAUCCUCGGGCACAACUGUCACGAAACCCACCCGUACUGGCACCGGUGCCAGGAAGGCAACGGCAGGGACUGCGUCAACGACCAAGAAACCUGCUGUGCCCCGGGCCCACACUGCAUCCCUGGCCGUCAAGAAGACCGCAACUUCCGCCACCGCGUCCACCGCCCGGAAGACUACCGCCCCAGCAUCCACAAUGGAAUCUUCUACUCGCGGGACGAGAGCACUACGAAAGCGUGUAUAG
Penicillium cataractarum is the source of this 1095-nucleotide messenger RNA. RefSeq lists its product as uncharacterized. Gene Ontology annotation, cellular component: chromosome, centromeric region; chromosome passenger complex; spindle midzone. Lineage: Eukaryota; Fungi; Ascomycota; Eurotiomycetes; Eurotiales; Aspergillaceae. Gene Ontology annotation, biological process: mitotic sister chromatid segregation. The transcript has 3 exons. The coding region runs from base 1 to 1095 and encodes 364 amino acids. The record is from RefSeq and is a predicted model, not a curated record.